CGCCAGUGCAAAAUUCUCGUCAUCGUCGAGCAAGAAGGUAGCUGGAAGCCGGCUACCGGAGAGUAAAGGCCAGUGAUUUUCCACCGGAAAAUAUAUAACUUAUUCAGAAAAUCAAGAAAAUGUUUCUCGCUAUAUAUAGGCUGGAUGCGUAAUUACAAUCAAAAUUGGGAGUAAGUUCAUGGCGUGCUCUCAAAUGCAACCUUUCUUCUGCAGAACUCUGUUUUCAUUCGGAAGGAACUUCUCAGUAAUUACCCCGAGGGCUGUUUUUAUUAACAGUUCUACCACUCCCGGUUUCAGAUAUCACUCUCCAGCAGCUAAAUUCAAAAGGGGUUAUUGUGCUUUAUCUUCUGCUACUAAUAGUAAUGUUGGUGGUACUACUGAAAGUGAAAGAGUUGUUCAAAGAAAUGUGCUUUUGGAUUCCGAAGCUCAUCAUAAAGAUGGGCAAUUAAAACCUGACUCUGGGAAUGGCAGAGUAAUGCUGAUUGAUGGGACAUCGAUUAUAUACCGGGCUUAUUACCGACUUCUUGCUAAAUUGCACCAUGGUCACCUUUCCCAUGCUGAUGGCAAUGGAGAUUGGGUCUUGACUAUAUUUACAGCCUUGUCACUUAUUAUUGACGUGCUUGAAUUUAUUCCGUCACAUUUGGUGGUAGUUUUUGACCAUGAUGGAUUUCCAUUUGGUCAUACUCCUGUUACAUCCAAACAAAAUUUUAUUGCAAAAGGCCUCAAUUUUCGUCACACUAUGUACCCUGCAUACAAAAGCAAUCGCCCUCCUACACCUGAUACUAUCGUUCAAGGACUUCAGUUCCUCAAAGCAUCCAUAAAAGCAAUGUCCAUCAAAGUGAUUGAGGUACCCGGGGUUGAAGCUGAUGAUGUAAUUGGGACAUUGGCUGUUAGGAGUGUUGAUGCUGGUUACAAGGUCCGAGUUGUCUCUCCAGACAAAGACUUCUUUCAGAUUCUAUCCCCUUCAUUACGUCUUUUACGAAUUGCUCCUCGUGGAUUUGAGAUGGCCUCAUUUGGGAUGGAGGAUUUUGCUAAGAAGUACGGAGGAUUGCAUCCAUCUCAAUUUGUUGAUGUGGUCUCGCUUGUGGGGGAUAAAUCUGAUAAUAUACCAGGAGUUCACGGGAUUGGUGAUGUUAAUGCUUCUCAGCUGCUCUUGAAAUUUGGAACACUUGAAAACUUGCUCGAUUGUGUUGAACAAGUUGAGGAUGAGCGAAUCAGGGAGGCAUUAAUAUCAAAUGCCGAACAGGCUAGAUUAAGCAAGAAUCUGGCAUUGUUACGCUGUGAUCUUCCAUCAUACAUGGUCCCUUUUGCCCCUGACGAUCUGGUAUUUAGAAAGCCAGAGGACAAUGGAGAGAAAUUUACAAGCCUCUUGACAGCUAUAAGUGCUUAUGCUGAAGGAUUUUCAGCAGAUUCCAUAAUUCGAAGAGCGUUUUAUCUAUGGAAGAAGCUGGAAAGGCAAUAGAUGAGCUCCAAGAUUAACAAGUUGCUAAUGGAAGUCUUCAAUUCUUUGGUGAUUAUUGUUAAAAAUUGCAGAGUUGUUGGGUUGUUGUAUAAAGUAGUCACAAGCAAUUUUGUCUGUAAUUAAUUUACUCAAAAUUCUAUAUAGAUGAAGGGUACUUAUAGUGGUUCUUCUUUUGAUACUA
Ipomoea triloba (trilobed morning glory) is the source of this 1643-nucleotide messenger RNA. Its product is annotated as DNA polymerase I. Lineage: Eukaryota; Viridiplantae; Streptophyta; Magnoliopsida; Solanales; Convolvulaceae. Gene Ontology annotation, biological process: DNA replication, Okazaki fragment processing. Gene Ontology annotation, molecular function: DNA binding; 5'-flap endonuclease activity. The transcript is spliced from 16 exons. The record is from RefSeq and is a predicted model, not a curated record. Bases 179 to 1462 code for a protein of 427 amino acids.